Musca domestica (house fly) is the source of this 948-nucleotide messenger RNA. RefSeq names its product chromobox protein homolog 1. NCBI's taxonomy places the organism in Eukaryota, Metazoa, Arthropoda, Insecta, Diptera, Muscidae. Gene Ontology annotation, cellular component: nucleus; pericentric heterochromatin. Gene Ontology annotation, molecular function: chromatin binding. The record is from RefSeq and is a predicted model, not a curated record. The coding region runs from base 256 to 798 and encodes 180 amino acids. The transcript has 4 exons. Gene Ontology annotation, biological process: chromatin organization; negative regulation of transcription by RNA polymerase II.
UCAACAGUAGCAAAAUAGACAUCUGGCAAAUUUGUAUGACGCUGAAAAUAUACUUUCUUUGGCUCGAUAUACGAUCCAGAAAAAUUAUUUAAUAUACAAUUAAUUUACAACUACCGUUAGCAUUUGGGAUAUCAUUUAAUUGUACAACCAUUUGUCUCAGAAAACACGGAACUGUGGUUGUGGACAUAGAGGUGUAACUGUAAACAACAGAGCACUGUUUAAAUAGUAGCUAGGAAGCGUAACACACACACAACCAUGGCUGAUCCGGCAAUUGAAACUGAUCCAGACGCUGGUGAAUAUUCCGUAGAACGUAUUGAAGACAAGCGGGUCAUAAAUGGCAAGACUGAAUACUAUCUAAAGUGGAAGGGUUAUCCUCGUAGUGAAAACACAUGGGAACCGGAAGAGAAUCUCGACUGCCCUGAUCUAAUUGCAGCUUAUGAAGAAUCAAUAAAACCCAAGAAACCCGAUGCAAAGAAACGCUCUUCUACGGCCCCAGCCGGUGAGCCCAAAACUAAACGGAAAUUAGCCGAAGAGGAAAAGGAUAAUCGAAAAACAGUGGGUUUUGAUCGUGGUCUUGAGCCAUCGAAAAUUCUGGGUGCCACAGAUUCUUCGGGCGAACUAAUGUUCCUUAUGAAAUGGAAGGGCAGCGAUGAGGCAGAUUUGGUUCCCGCGAAACAAGCCAAUGUACGCUGUCCACAAAUUGUCAUACAGUUCUACGAAGAGCGACUAACUUGGCACACACCCAGUACCGACGAUGACAAAAACUCCACCAGCAAGGAGAAUUCAGCAGCUGAUUAGGCCGGCCGUGUCACAAAAUAGGCAUAUAAAACCCCUAGAUAUUAAGCAUCGUAUUAAGUGCAUAUUUUCUUGCAAUACAAACAAACGAACUCAAGACACACACACACAAAUAAAACAUUCGACUUUUCCCAAAUGUGAAAUUUAAAGUAA